AGAGUAAUUUUAAUAAAUGUAUGCGUACCAGUGUGGUUCUACUUGUGGGAAACAAGGAAUCAACUUGAUUUAUUUAUGCAUUACACCGAAAGGAAUGCUAAAUUUGUGGAACAUCAAUAGAUUAAAUAUGUAAAUUUUUAAACAGGGGGGUACUUUUAAAAAAUUCGAAGAAUAAAAAUUAUCAUAUUUAAAUUAAUAAAUUAAUUUCUUUAAAAAUAAAUAUUUUUUUUUUCCAAAUUUACGGAAAGGGCGCGUUAUUAUAUAGCUGCGGCAUAUAUACUGCGUUUUCUGGGACCAAAAACCGGCCUACGCUGAAGCCGGGCGCUGGAGUUUGGAGGAAGCGGCACUAUGGCGGUAAACUUAGACAAGGAAGCGUAUUACCGCAGGAUCAAGCGGCUGUACGCCAACUGGAAGAAGGGGGAAGAUGAAUUUGGAAAGGUGGAUGCUAUCGUGGUGUCAGUCGGAGUCGACGAGGAGAUCGUCUAUGCCAAGUCUACUGCCCUGCAGACUUGGCUCUUUGGUUAUGAGCUGACGGACACCAUUAUGGUUUUCUGCGAGUCUAAGAUUCUCUUCAUGGCCAGCAAGAAGAAGGUGGAAUUCCUUAAACAGGUGGCUGUCACAAAAGGCAAUGAGAAUGCCAAUGGGGUACCUCCCAUAACCCUACUUAUUCGAGAGAAGAACGAGAGCAACAAGGCCAACUUUGAGAAGAUGUUGGAGGCCGUUCACGCAAGCAAGGAGGGGAAGACUGUUGGCGUCUUCAUCAAGGACAAGUUUCCGGGGGAGUACAUGAAGAGCUGGAAUGAUAUGAUCACAGCAGAUGGCCUACAGAAAGUGGACAUUAGCACUGUGGUGGCCUAUACCAUGGCGGUGAAGGAGGAUGGGGAGCUGGCUCUCAUGAGGAAGGCUGCCGGCGUUACUAGUGAGGUCUUCAACAAGUUCUUCAAGGAAAGAGUGAUGGAGAUUGUGGACGCGGAUGAGAAAGUACGUCACAACAAACUAGCAGAGUCUGUGGAGAAGGCCAUUGAGGAGAAGAAGUACCUGGGGGGUGCCGACCCAUCCACUGUGGAGAUGUGCUACCCCCCCAUAAUCCAGAGUGGGGGCAACUACAGCCUCAAGUUCAGCGUGGUCAGUGAUAAGAACUACAUGCACUUCGGGGCUAUCACAUGCGCCAUGGGGAUUAGGUACAAGUCGUAUUGCUCCAACCUGGUGCGCACACUGAUGGUGGACCCGCCGCAGGAGAUGCAGGACAACUACAACUUCCUCCUGGAGGUGGAGGAGCUGUUGCUGAAGGAGCUUCGCCAUGGAGUGAAGUUCGGCGACGCGUUCAACGCCGUGGUGGACAUGGUGAAGAAGGAGAAGCCGGACAUGGUGGCGAAGCUCACCAAAAACCUGGGGUUUGCGAUGGGCAUAGAGUUUCGGGAGGGGUCUCUCGUCAUCAACAGCAAGAACCAGUAUAAGUUAAAGAGAGGCAUGGUGCUGAGUGUAAGCUUGGGGUUAUCCGACCUGAUCAGCAAAGAGGGCAAGAAGGAUGAGCAGAAGAAGUACGCCCUGUUCAUUGGAGACACAGUGCAGAUUAAUGAGGAGGAACCUGCCACUAUUCUCACCCCAGUUAAAAAGAAGAUCAAGAAUGUGGGAAUUUUCUUAAAGAAUGAGGAUGAAGAGGAGGACGAGGAAGACGUAGACGACGCAGAUGAGCUCCUCGGCAGGGGAGCCAGGGCGUCUCUGCUCACUGACAGAACUCGGAAUGAAAUGACAGCGGAGGAAAAGAGGCGGACCCAUCAGAAAGAGCUGGCCAGUCAGAUGAACGAGGAGGCCAAACGACGUCUGACAGAGCAGAAGGGGGAGCAAAUGAUCCAGAAGGCACGGAAAUCGAACGUGUCUUAUAAGAACAUCUCUCAGAUGCCACGGGAGCGAGAGAUUCGAGAGAUGAAGCUCUAUAUCGAUAAGAAAUACGAGACCGUGAUCAUGCCGGUCUUUGGCAUCCCCACUCCCUUCCAUAUUGCAACCAUCAAGAAUAUCAGCAUGUCUGUGGAAGGAGACUACACGUACCUGAGGAUCAACUUCUACGUCCCUGGCAGCUCCCUCGGUCGCCAUGAAGGCAACACCUUUCCAAAUCCUGACGCCACCUUUGUAAAGGAGAUAACAUAUCGGGCCUCGAACCUGAAGACACCUGGCGACCCAUUGGUGCCCUCCACCAACCUGCAGAAUGCCUUCCGCAUCAUCAAGGAGGUGCAGAAGCGCUACAAGACCCGGGAGGCCGAAGAGAAGGAAAAAGAGGGCAUUGUCAAGCAGGACUCGCUGGUCAUCAACCUCAACCGCAGUAACCCCAAGCUUAAGGACCUCUACAUCCGGCCCAACAUCGCCCAGAAGCGGAUGCAGGGUUCCUUGGAGGCACACACCAAUGGGUUUCGGUUCACCUCUGUGCGUGGGGACAAGGUAGACAUCCUGUACAACAACAUCAAACAUGCCAUUUUCCAGCCCUGUGAUGGGGAGAUGAUCAUAGUCUUGCACUUCCAUCUCAAGAAUGCUAUCAUGUUUGGGAAGAAGCGUCACACGGACGUGCAGUUCUACACGGAGGUGGGCGAGAUCACUACGGACCUGGGCAAGCACCAGCACAUGCACGACCGCGACGACCUCUACGCCGAGCAGAUGGAGCGGGAGAUGAGGCACAAGCUCAAGUCUGCCUUCAAGAACUUCAUUGAGAAGGUGGAGAACCUCACCAAGGAGGACCUGGAGUUUGAGGUGCCCUUUAGAGACCUGGGGUUCCAGGGUGCCCCCUACAGGAGCACUUGUCUACUGCAGCCCACCUCCAGCGCCCUGUCUAACGUAACAGAAUGGCCCCCGUUUGUUGUUACUCUGGAUGAGGUGGAGCUGGUGCAUUUUGAGCGAGUGCAGUUCCACCUGAAGAACUUUGACGUGGUAAUUGUCUACAAGGACUACAGUAAGAAGGUCACAAUGAUCAACGCCGUACCUGUCAAUUCACUGGACCCAAUAAAGGAGUGGCUCAAUUCAUGCGAUAUCAAGUACACUGAGGGUGUCCAGUCACUGAACUGGACGAAGAUCAUGAAGACCAUCGUCGAUGACCCUGAGGGCUUUUUUGAGCAGGGCGGCUGGUCGUUCUUAGAUCCUGAAAGUGAGGGGAGUGGGGAGGAAGGUGAAGACUCUGAAUCGGAGAUGGAGGAUGAGACAUUCAAUCCCUCGGCGGAUGAGGAUGCAGAGGAGGAAGAAGACAGUGAUGAAGACUAUUCCUCCGAGACUGAGGAUUCUGACUACAAUGCAUCUCUGGGCAGUGAAGAAGAGAGUGGGAAGGACUGGGAUGAGCUGGAGGAGGAGGCCAGGAAAGCUGACCGAGAGUCCAAUUAUGAAGAGGUGGUUGAGACAACGAACAGGAAGAGGAAAGGACGAUCGACCGCUCCACCCCCCAGCAGUAAGAAGAAGAGGAGGCGCUAAGACCCCCAGGAGGCUACAUCAAAUGGAAUCUGUAUAUAUACAACACAAAUUUGAGGAAUCCUUAAAACGUGUAAUCCUGCCCUAGGAUACGCACUUGGUAAAUUUUACGAUGUCAUUAAGAUGCUUACAAAAUGUGGUGGAAUUCCAUCUUUCUCCAUUGCUCUUAUUUUAUUCCUCAUUUGUCCCUGUCCCGGC
This is a messenger RNA of Paramormyrops kingsleyae, 3645 nucleotides long. RefSeq names its product FACT complex subunit SPT16. Gene Ontology annotation, biological process: transcription elongation by RNA polymerase II. The record is from RefSeq and is a predicted model, not a curated record. Gene Ontology annotation, cellular component: FACT complex. NCBI's taxonomy places the organism in Eukaryota, Metazoa, Chordata, Actinopteri, Osteoglossiformes, Mormyridae. Gene Ontology annotation, molecular function: nucleosome binding.